Oxyura jamaicensis (ruddy duck) is the source of this 1238-nucleotide messenger RNA. It is a transcript of the gene CCDC68, whose product is annotated as coiled-coil domain containing 68. The coding region runs from base 340 to 1074 and encodes 244 amino acids. Gene Ontology annotation, cellular component: intracellular anatomical structure. Lineage: Eukaryota; Metazoa; Chordata; Aves; Anseriformes; Anatidae. Gene Ontology annotation, biological process: intracellular signal transduction. The record is from RefSeq and is a predicted model, not a curated record. The transcript is spliced from 11 exons.
GGCUGGAAACAGGUGGCUGGAGAAAUUCAGGCUCAUUUCAGGGUAAAGCAGCUGACACUGGAUGUCAGCAUUGUACAAGAGGAACGGAACCGAGGCGGCUGGGACCUUCCUCUCGGUCAGAGGAACACACGCAUCGUGACCACCACCCUGCUGCUCACUGAAGAAGUAACGCGGGAAGACCGGGGCUCGGAGGGGAGCUACGUCCUGUACGGGUCCUCCUGUGCCGAGAUCACCGAAGAAGCUGAGUAUGUGAAAAAGCAGCACCCUCAGGUGCCGGGCAGUAACCCAGAGCCCAGGAGCAGUGGCUGGGGCUCAAGCUGCAGCCCCGUGGCAGCGAAGAUGAGGGAAACAGAGAGGCAGCUGCUGCAGGUCAGCAGGGAGAACCAGGUGCUGCAGAUCAAGCUGGAAGCCACAAGAGAAGCGGGCGUGCAGGCUCUCAGGGCUGCGUCCCAAAAACUCUAUGAGAACUACCAGACUCGGUCUGAAGAACUUCGAAAAACUCACGAGAAUGAGAAGCAGCAAAUACAGGCCUGCAGUCGGGAACAGGAACGAGAGCUCCAGCAGAAGGAGGGAAAUGCCACUCGGCUCGCCAGCGACGUGGAGGAGAGGUGCACCCGCAUCGCGGACAUGGAGCAGCGUGUGCGGAGGAUGGAGGAGGAAAAGAAAGCUCUGAUAGAAAAGAAAAUGUCCUAUGAAAAGAUGCUUCUGCAAAUGAUGUCGAGGAAUGAAGACGGCAAACGGUGCCUGGCCGUGCAGCAGGACAUCGCCACGCUGCGGGAGCAGAUCGGCCACCUGCAGAGACUGAUCGGGGCGCAGCACCAGAGCCUGCGCCGCGUCAUCCAGGAGGUGGAGGAAUUGAACAAAGAACUCAAAAUGCAGGACAAAAAAAUAGAAGACCUGACAGAAAAGGUGAUGGUGCUUGAGACUCAGAAUAAAGAACUGAAAGACAGAGUGGCGUUAUGGUCCGGCCAGCCCAAGACAAAAGUUUCAAAAGCCGUCCUGACAGACCCCCUGCGGGACUACAGAGCAUCCCCUUACCUGCUGCUGACCAGGAUGAAGAAGCAGGACUGCUAAAUGAGCUACUGGGCACGCAUCUCCUGCCUCUGGCAGAAGGACUGCUUGUGUUGCAACGCGUCUUCAACACUUGCUUUUUCUGAGACGUGGUGCAGAAGGGGUGCUGCGGAGCUGCUUUUGGAAGGAUAAACCUGGAAACAAGGCACGAGGUGAAGAGACAGCCC